This is a messenger RNA of Coprinopsis cinerea okayama7#130, 1509 nucleotides long. RefSeq lists its product as hypothetical. NCBI's taxonomy places the organism in Eukaryota, Fungi, Basidiomycota, Agaricomycetes, Agaricales, Psathyrellaceae. Gene Ontology annotation, biological process: regulation of transcription by RNA polymerase II. The coding region runs from base 73 to 1509 and encodes 478 amino acids. The record is from RefSeq and is a predicted model, not a curated record. The transcript has 2 exons. Gene Ontology annotation, molecular function: DNA-binding transcription factor activity, RNA polymerase II-specific; protein dimerization activity; RNA polymerase II cis-regulatory region sequence-specific DNA binding.
GAACAAUCCUUCUCUUUCUUUCGUCUACUUUUUCCACUGUAGACCUUUCUCCACCGACAUCUUCAACCGGCUAUGAUGGAGUCCCUUUUGACCCCAGCCGAAUCUAUGGCCUUCCAAUCUUUUUUGUCGUCCGUCGACAACUCGCAACCACCUGGGGAUUGGGCGACUUAUGCCUCGCAGUUCAGUGGCGAGGUCCGGAAGAACAACCAUGAUCUCCUUAACCUCGAUUCUCUACCCUCGCCGCAGGGGAACGAUACUUUGACUCAGGCCACAAAGGAUCUCAUGUCGCUGGACGAUGGCAUGUGGGGUGACAACCGGAUGGUCCUCGACCAUUCUCAGUCUCAGCCCCAGCAGCAACAUUCCUUCUACGACCAUCUAGGGCAGCUCCAGCAUCCCCAUCCCCACCAGCAGCACCAGCACCAGCAGCAACAACAACACCAGCAUCAGCAGCCCUUACAAAUCCAGUCGCCUCAGCCGAUGGCCUUCCCAACGGCACACGACGCCUUCCCCUUCCUCAACAACUCCAAAUCCCAGCUCCAGCAACAGGACUUCUUCCAACAACAGCAGCAGCUUCAGCAGCCCUACCCUCACGACCCGAUCCAACAUUUCAAUUACCCGAGUCAAAGUUUUCAUCAUGGAAACCAACUCAAUGGGUCUUCAAUAAACGGUGUAGGGAUUUCCUUUGGCACACAGCAGCAGCAUCAACCGCCACAACCAACGCAACCUCAACAAGCGCAUAUCCCUCCGGCAAUCAGCCAUACGCAUUCACAGUCGUCUGUGACGUCGUCGUCCACGGCUGGUGCUCCCUCGAAACGCCCGAUUCGCGCGGCGUCGCUGUCGUCUGCGUCGUCACCUGCAGCUGGGCCUUCUUCAACGGCGAAACGGGGGAGCCGUUCCUCGUCUUCGCAGUCUCCAAAUCGGUCUGGUCCUCCGUCUAAACCGGCUUUGCUCUCUCCAUCGCAGAAAAAGGCCAACCAUAUCCAGUCAGAGCAGAAGAGGAGAGCGAAUAUUCGGCGCGGGUAUGAAGCGCUUUGUGAGACUGUUCCGGCGUUGAGGGAGGCGAUCCGGGAGGAAGAGGAGGAAGCCAAGGCUGCCGCGUUGGCUGCUGCUGCUGGGCUACCGCCUAAAAGUAAAUCGGCGAAGAAGAGGAGCGGGAAGAAGAAGGAAGGGGAGGAGGGCUCGAAGGAUAAGAUUGAUGGACGUGCGGGUCCUAGAAGUGAGAAUGUGGUUUUAUCGAAGACGAUUGAUUAUAUCAACGAUCUAUUAGCGGAUAGGGCUUCGCUGCUCGCGAGGCUUCAGCGUGCUAGGGCGAUGCUUCCACCUGGUCAUCCUGCGCUGGUGCCGCUGGUGCCGAAUCCGCUUUGGGAAAGAGAGUGGAAGGGCGGGGAAGGGAAAGAGGGGAAUACGCGAGAAGAGGGCGAAGAGAGUGAAGCGGAGGAGGAUACUGGCAGUCCCAAUCCCAACGCACCCAAGUCAGGGAAGGGAGCGCGGAAGAAAGGGACUGAAUAG